Mugil cephalus (flathead mullet) is the source of this 5830-nucleotide messenger RNA. It is a transcript of the gene tsc1b, whose product is annotated as TSC complex subunit 1b. Gene Ontology annotation, cellular component: TSC1-TSC2 complex. Bases 294 to 4139 code for a protein of 1281 amino acids. The record is from RefSeq and is a predicted model, not a curated record. The transcript has 22 exons. Gene Ontology annotation, biological process: negative regulation of TOR signaling; negative regulation of cell population proliferation; regulation of cell cycle. NCBI's taxonomy places the organism in Eukaryota, Metazoa, Chordata, Actinopteri, Mugiliformes, Mugilidae.
UAAGGUUGCAUAAACUUUCAUCUGACUCUUGCGUGAACGAGUUGUAAAAGUUCCGCCUUAGACGUGCAGGGUUCUAACUUGCGGGAUUAGUUUGUAUGCAGCCUGACAGCGGAGGCUGACUGCGGUGGGAUGGGCUGUGAGGUGUUCAAGAUGGCGGCGCCCUGUGGAGUGCAGCUACUCUAACAGAGGUGCCUGGAGACUGUUUUGGUGGGUGGGCCCCAGGAGUCCUCCAGGCAAGCAGGGGCGGACACUGCUAGAAAGACGCUGCCUCCACCUCCAGCACUGCCACCACCAUGGCCAGGGAGCAGCCCAACGUGGGGGAUCUUCUCCCGCUCCUGGAGACCUCCGACCUCCACCAGCUAGAAGAGAUCAGAGGCCUUAUCAACGAGCAGCUCAGCACUGAGCGAGGGUCCAUGCUGCUCAACGCCCUGGUGGACUACUUUUUGGAAACCAACUCCGCCCAGGCCAUGCAUAUCCUCUCGUCUGUCAGAGAGCCACAUGAUAAGCACCUUCUAGACAAGAUGAACGACUGUAUGACCAAACAGGCCUGCCGGCUGCCCACCCUUACUCUUCUUGGCCAUGUAAUCCGCAAGCAGCCGUCCUGGAUCCACAAGAUCGCUCGGUACCCCCUGCUGCUCUCGCUGCUCAAAUGCCUAAAGACGGAUACAGACGUAGUGGUGCUCAUAACUGGAGUCCUGGUUCUGAUCACUCUGCUGCCCAUGAUCCCCCAAGCCGGGAAACAACACCUGUGGGAGUACUUUGACAUCUUUGGCCGCCUGGCGUCCUGGAACCUUAAGAAUCCAGGGCAUGUUUCAGAGGUUUACCUUAUCCACCUACAUGCCAGCGUCUAUUCACUCUUCCACCGCCUCUACGGCAUGUACCCGUGCAACUUCGUGUCCUACCUGCGCUCCCAUUACAGCAUGAAGGAGAACAUGGAAACCUUUGAAGAAGUAGUGAAGCCAAUGCUUGAACACGUUCGUAUACACCCAGAAUUGGUGACCGGAACCAAGGACCACGAGCUUGACCCCACCAGGUGGAAAAAGUAUGAAAUACACGAUAUCGUUAUUGAAUGCGCCAAAGUGUCCCUAGACCCCAAGGAGGCCUCCUGUGAGGAGGGCUACGCCACCAUGCCAGAGAACUUUUACCCCCAAAUCCAUCUGCGAGCACAAGACUGCACUUCCAGCCCCUACACAGACCUCCACAGCAGCUACGGAAGCUCUUCUUCGACCCCGUUCUCGACUCCACGGCAGCCGCUUCCCCCUCCCCUGUCCUUGCCCCCCUUCUCAGGGACACAGUCCUCAUACCGCAGCCCACAGACCUCCAGACGGCAGAACUCCACCUGUGAACUCAACUCUUCCUGUGGGGGGAAGGACCCUCUGUGGAGCCCCUCCUCGUUGUGUGGCAUGGCCACGCCCCCUUCCUCAAGGGGCAUGUCGCCCAACCUGGAGCUCUCCCACAGUGCCUCGCACCUUCCUAGCCGCUUCCAAUGCACAUCAGGAGGGAAAGGAACGCCGGCUUCUAGCACUCCAGCCACUUCUUCCCCGCCUCCCACCCUAUCAGAUGACUUCCCCAUAAUCUCCUUACCAGCCAACACAGUCCAAUCCAGUCCACCGAGAAAAGAUCGUCGUCAAGGAGAAAGCAGUAAGCCCACACUGGUGAGACAGGAACCAGUAAAAGAUACAGAGAAGAAUGCAGAAGUAGCCACAAACAGAGAUGCAGCAGCUGCAGAGAACAUCUCCAUGACUCUGAAUGAGCUGUCGGUUUUCAUGAAGAGACAGGAGCUGGAGCUUCAGCUGAGACCUGAAAAAGAGAGAGAAGAAGCAGCUGCCAUCACCGAGGAGCUGCUGAAGAUCACUGAAGAUAAGCAAGAGCGGUUGGGCCUGAGGGGCUUUGACUCGCCCUUCUACCACACCACUGAGACUCUAACUGGCUGUCAGACACAAGACAAGACCCCUUCCAACACCCAGCCUGGAGGCCACAUCCGGGACACACAUCACACUGUGUCAACACCAGACAAAGCUGAGAACACUGCAAGUAGCAGCGGUGUGGGCAGUGAAAGAGGGGGUGGAGCGGGGGGAGACAGCAGGAGCUCAGCCCUCGGCCUCGAGCAGUCCUGGUCCUUCCAGUCAGGCUUCACCCCCAUCGAUCACCACCUGCACCGAAGCCCCUCCGCCCCAGAUGACGAGGUGGGAAAGUUCGGGAUGUUCUCGCCAAGCCCGUGCAGCAAGACCCCAGCACCAGUACCCUACGAGCCGUUCUUCGACCUUGCCCUGCCGAGGGCGGCCUCGCUCUUUGUUGGACAAAAAACCUCAGAGGCGGUGUACAAGGCAACGAUGGACAGGCUGAUGCAGCGGGAGGAAGGGUUGGAGGAUGGGGAAGAAGAAGGGGUUGUGUCCGCUUCACCACUGGAAGUGCUGGAUCGCCUUGUUCAGCAGGGGAGUGAUACCCACGAUAAAGUUCUCAAGAGAUUACCUUUGCCAAGUAAGUCAGCUGAUUGGACUCACUUUGGAGGUUCGGCUCCACUGGACGAGCUUCACACGCUGCGCAGCCAGCUGCUCCUGCUGCACAACCAGCUGCUGUACGAGCGCUACAAGAGGGAGCAACACGCCGUCCGCAACCGACGCCUCCUCCGACGCAUCAUCAACGCCACUGCGCUGGAGGAGCAGAACAAUGCUAUGAAGGACCAGCUGAACCUGCAGAGCGUGGACAUCACGUCUCUGAGGGAGAGUCUGCAGGUGGAGCAGCAGCGGUAUAGGCAGCUGUGGGACGACCGGGAGACGGUGGUGACCAGGCUGCACAGUCAGAUCAGACAACUGCAGCAGGGCAGAGACGACUACUACACCAAGAACCAGGAGCUCCAGAGCAAGCUGCAGGAGUGUCAGAAAAGGAUGGAUGAGCUGGAGGCAGAGCUUCAGAGGGCCAACAACAAAGUGUGCCACACCGGUCACCUCCUCAAUCAGAUGACCAUCAAGCUGAGCAACAGCGAGAGCACCCAGCAGCAGAUGAGCUUCCUGAACAAGCAGCUGCUGCUCCUCGGGGAGGCACAUAAGCUGUCCAUGCAGGAAUUACAGCACGCAGGCGCCGAUACCACAAAGGAGGCCCACAUGCUCCAGACGUCCUCCGCGAAGGAGGUGGAGGCGCUGAAGCAGAGUCUGCUGGUUCAGGGUCAGAAACUGGAGGCAGCGCAGCAGAGAGUCGCCGAGCUGGAGACACACCUGUCCAAGAAGGAACACCUCAUCGCAGAGCAAAAGAAGUUUCUCGAAGAUGUAAAGUGUCAAGCAAAGGCUGAGCUGCAGGCCUCGGACAGCAGGUAUCAGGCUCAGAGGAGAAUCACUCAGUUGCUGCAGACCGAACUGCUGCAGCUGUACAGCAGGGUGGAGAUGGAGGCUCCAACCAGCACCGCUGCCAGCUCACCAUCAGGGGGCAGAGCUGACCAACACACUCCUGCUGACUCCAGCAUCAUAGUGCCCGAUGGACCAAGUAAAGUUCACACCACCGAGGAGACGGACAACAGACCAACACACGACUCCCCUCGCGGCAACGGCAGCACUUUAUCGCCAGGUCAACAAAAGGCGACCAAUUCUUCCAAGUUAACAGGCAACUCCAUCAACGGCAGCCAGGACUUGGCCCCGCCCCUGCUGGUGGAGCCCUCCCUGUCCUGCCCCCACAGCAACCCACUCGGGCUCCUCCCCUCCUCUGAUGCGCCGCUCACCGUGGGCUCCUACCCCAGCGCCAAAAGCUUCCUGGGCAUGAGGGCGCGGGAGCUGUUCCGCAACAAGAGUGAGAGCCAGUGCGAUGAGGAGCCGCCGCCGCCCCGCCUGGCCGGCCUAGCCCACGGCCUGAAGACUGAGCUUUGCGUGGAGCCGCCCUGCCCGGGUUACAUCGCACCCGUCGGCCCUCCACCCUCCCCUAUUCCGACACCGCCGCCCCCAGCAGCCCCCGUCCCCGCGACUCCCCUCACUGUGCCCACCAAGGAGCACCCCCCUGAGCCCAAGCAGCGGGUCUCCAGCCAGGAAAGUCCCCGCAGAAAAGCAGGGGCGGGGCCAGGUGGGGGCAGGGCUCAGGGGGGCCCUGGUCGCCCCCGGCAGCAGCAGCUAAAGAUCAUGGACUAUAAUGAAACACAUCACGAGCACAGUUAGGGACACGGAACUGAGUGGAGACGGAGGGCAGACGAGAAGGAGACGAGAAGAAGGAAUCGAUGGAGAAGAGCUACAAAUCAGCAAAAGAGUAACAUGUCAGCAACUCUUUGGAAUUCAGUGUUAUUUGUUCCAUUCCCCUUAUGUCCUCUAAGUGGACAACAGGAUUCGCCACAAUGUUUUUGUUUGUUUGUUUUUUUACUUAUUUUUUCUUCAUUGCCCUGAAGAAUAAAUGACAGUCUGUCAAAUGCAAAUAUGAAGUCUUACCAGUGAACAUGCUAGACUUAUGAAUUUAAGGAAGAACAAUACGCAGACGGGAUGCCAUCAUGUUAUCAAUAAAAUAUGUUUGGGUCCCAUGUUUAAAGGGUCAAUUUGCCCAUAAGUGCACAUUUCCUUACUUAGGUCCAACCCUGGUUGUAUCAGUGCAACUUUGAGACACAUCUCUGACACAAUUGAGGUGAAUAGAAGCGCAUUUGUGGUGUCUGUAUUUUCGGAUAAUCUCAUUUUCACCGGCACUACUUUCUACUGUAAAUCAGUAAAGAUUGGGGAUUAUCCAGGAGUAUUAAUACAUGAAUGAUGACUGUUGGCUGUUUAAGGUUUUAGAUCAUGUGAGCACCACAUGCUCCCUUUCACUCCCAUUGUUGUUGUUAGUUGGAUGUCUAAUAAGGGCACGAGUGACAACGAUUUGCAAUUUGGGUGAACUCUCCUGACUAAUCGUUUUCCACUUUAAAAGCCUAAUAUUAUUAAAUGAGAUGCAAGUCUCCAGUUGAACAUGAUAUGUUACAUUUUUCAAGAUUACCUGAUCAACUGACUUUGUUAUUGACUUGGGUUCAGAGUGUUAGAGGAGAUACUUUGGAGUGUUUUGUCGCCAGCCUGAAAUGGAAGAUUUCCAAAGACGCCUUCAUUGAGUUUUUGUCCAGAAUAAGGGAGAGAGGAUGUGUUUGGGUCGUGAAUGUGGAAGGACGUACGUGAUGAGGUCAUGUUGAUUUGAACGAAGAUGCAGUUAAGAAAGUAAAUUAAUUCAGAAACUGAUAAAAUUUCAGUCUUUUCUUUUUUCUUUUCUUUCUUUCUUUUUUUAAGAUUUGACAUUCCCUUUAUAUUUAUUUGAAUUUCUUUGUUUCUUCUGUCCUAAUUGGCAUUUGCUGACACAUGAUGAAUUUGAACCAGACCUGGCACAAGCUGAAGGAAUGCUUAUUUUCUGCUCAAGAUAACCAGCUGAUUAUUUUGUGCCAUACAAACAUUUGUGUUCUCACUGAAUUCUGUCAUCUCUAAACAGCAUUGUUGUUUCUGUACAUUCGGCUGUUUUGUACAGUGCGGGAAACCAAACACAUCUCGUCCAGCGGGUUUUCCUUUCGGCAGGUCUGACAAACACGGAGUUACCACAUUUUCUUCCAAGUAUUAGAAACAAACUCUGCUCCCGAAAGUCCUCUAAAUCCUGUUGUCCACUGGGAACUCCUGCUGUCAUUUUCUUCUGCCUCGCUUAUCUAAAGCAUGUUCAACAAUCCACUUUAAAUGCCAACCGUAGUAACUACAGCAAACCAAGACAGGAGGUACAAUCAGCACAAACUGAAGAAACCAGGACUCUGACCGGAGCUGGAGAAUCUGGGACAAUAUGGCAAAAAAGGAAGUUCUUAAAGCAGUGGCUUGUGUUUAACUGUGAACAAUAAAGAUCGUCUUCAAUGUUUUGCACUACA